GCUAUUACGUCAGGGAUGGGGGACUCGACCAAUCAAUCGCUACGCAGGACGAGCAGACGAUUGCAGAGCUCUGAGGGACGGAGAGAGGCCGGUAUGGCGUUGCUCCAGCGAGGCCUCUCCAGCGGGGCUGGCUCUUUGUCGAAGUUGAAGAGGCUGGCGGGGCUGGAGAGGCCGGUGCUUGGAAGCAAUGUACAUAACCAAUCUAGACUAUCAAGCUCAUUGCCAGAAGAACAGAAGGCAUCUUUACAAACUGGACCAGAUUUACAAGACUUUGUAUCUGGGGAGCUUUCAGACAAAACUAAGUGGGCAGAUUAUAAAGGCAAGUUAAAGCGUCAAAAAGGAGAAAGACUCAGACUACCUCCGUGGCUGAAAACCGAGAUUCCAAUUGGGAAAAAUUAUAACAGAUUGAAGAACACACUGCGCAGUUUAAAUCUCCAUACGGUAUGUGAGGAAGCACGGUGUCCAAACAUUGGAGAGUGCUGGGGUGGGGGUGAAUAUGCCACUGCGACAGCUACCAUAAUGCUGAUGGGAGAUACGUGUACGAGAGGUUGUCGCUUCUGCUCAGUCAAAACAGCAAGAAGUCCUCCUCCAUUAGAUCCUGAUGAACCAUUUAAUACAGCAAAAGCAAUAAGCGAAUGGGGGUUGGAUUAUGUUGUGUUGACCUCUGUGGACAGAGAUGAUAUUCCUGAUGGUGGAGCAGCUCACUUUGCAAAGACUGUUUCUCAUUUAAAGAAAAUCAAUCCCAAGAUAUUGGUGGAAUGCUUAACUCCUGAUUUCCGAGGGGAUCUAAAAGCAGUAGAAGAAGUUGCUUUGUCUGGACUAGAUGUGUAUGCCCACAAUGUGGAGACAGUUCCAGAAUUGCAGAGAAAUGUUCGUGAUCCUCGAGCAAAUUUUGACCAGUCCCUGAGUGUUUUGAAACAUGCCAAGAAGGUUCAGCCUGAUGUUGUUUCUAAAACAUCCAUCAUGCUCGGUUUAGGUGAAACAGAUGAACAAGUACACGCAACACUGAAAUUAUUACGUGAAGCAGAUGUGGAUUGUUUGACGUUGGGACAAUACAUGCAACCAACAAAGCGACACUUAAAGGUUGAAGAGUAUGUUACUCCUGAGAAGUUUAAAUAUUGGGAAAAAGUAGGAAAUGACCUUGGAUUUCACUACACAGCUAGCGGGCCUCUUGUGCGUUCUUCAUACAAAGCAGGUGAAUUCUUCUUGAAAAAUUUAGUGCAGAAAAGGAAGACAAAAGGCAUCUGAAUCCUAUAGGAGGAAUUCUACAACUCUUAAUGAGUAAUAUUCCAGAUGGUUGCAUCAUAAACAAACUGUGUAAGGAAUAGGCAUUCAGAAGGUUUGUGUUGAUUUAUCAGAAUGAAACACAGCCUUGAAAUAUUCAGUGGUCUGGUACUUUUUCAAAUAUAGUUUUCAAUAGUUAUGUAUUUAAUGGCUUCAAUAAUACAAUUAAUGGCUCUAAUACAAGAAAGUGGGUGGCAGAAGCCACAGGAAGAGAUAUACAUACAUUUGGAAAAUCAGUUAAAUGUAUAUUUGAAAUACAGCCAUCCUGAGUCGCCUUCGGGCUGAUAUGGGUGGGGUAGAAAUGACGUAAAUAAAUAAUAAAUAAAAAUCAUGAAAUAAAAAU
Anolis sagrei ordinatus is the source of this 1627-nucleotide messenger RNA. It is a transcript of the gene LIAS, whose product is annotated as lipoic acid synthetase. The record is from RefSeq and is a predicted model, not a curated record. Gene Ontology annotation, biological process: lipoate biosynthetic process. Lineage: Eukaryota; Metazoa; Chordata; Lepidosauria; Squamata; Anolidae. Gene Ontology annotation, molecular function: lipoate synthase activity; 4 iron, 4 sulfur cluster binding. Gene Ontology annotation, cellular component: mitochondrion.